This is a messenger RNA of Seriola dumerili (greater amberjack), 1989 nucleotides long. Its product is annotated as SWI/SNF-related matrix-associated actin-dependent regulator of chromatin subfamily B member 1-like. The record is from RefSeq and is a predicted model, not a curated record. NCBI's taxonomy places the organism in Eukaryota, Metazoa, Chordata, Actinopteri, Carangiformes, Carangidae. Gene Ontology annotation, cellular component: nucleus; nuclear chromosome. Gene Ontology annotation, biological process: regulation of transcription by RNA polymerase II; chromatin remodeling. The transcript has 9 exons. The coding region runs from base 31 to 1137 and encodes 368 amino acids. Gene Ontology annotation, molecular function: transcription coregulator activity.
ACUAGUUAGCUGGUUAACGACUGCGUGAAGAUGCAACUGGCUCUAAGUAAAACGUUUGGUCAGAAGCCAGUGAAAUUUCAGUUAGAACAAGAUGGGGACUUUUACAUGGUUGGCUCGGAGGUUGGAAACUAUCUGCGAAUGUUCAGAGGCUCUCUGUAUAAAAGAUACCCGUCUCUAUGGAGGAGGCUCGCUUCAGUGGAGGAGAGGAAGAAAAUUGUAGCAUCAUCACACGCCACCAGUGUCACUCUGCUGAAGGCAUCAGAGUGUGAAGAGAUCUUUGAGGGUAACGAUGAGAAAUACAAGGCGGUGUCCAUCAGCACGGAGCCCCCAGCGUACCUCAGGGAGCAGAAAGCAAAGAGGAGCAGUCAGUGGGUCCCCACGCUGCCCAACAGCUCCCACCACCUUGAUGCUGUGCCUUGCUCCACCACCAUCAACCGCAACAGGAUGGGCCGUGACAAGAAGAGGACCUUCCCCCUGUGCUUCGAUGACCACGACCCUGCAGUGAUCCAUGAGAACGCAGCCCAGGUGGAGGCUCUGGUUCCCAUUCGUCUGGACAUGGAGAUCGACGGACAGAAGCUGAGAGACGCCUUCACGUGGAACAUGAACGAGAAACUGAUGACCCCGGAGAUGUUUGCAGAGAUUCUGUGUGACGACCUGGACCUGAAUCCUCUGGCCUUUGUCCCCGCCAUCGCCUCAGCCAUCCGUCAGCAGAUUGAGUCCUACCCCACUGACAGCAUCCUGGAGGAGCAGGCCGACCAGAGAGUCAUCAUCAAGCUGAACAUCCACGUGGGGAACAUCUCUCUGGUGGACCAGUUUGAGUGGGACAUGUCAGAGAGGGAGAACUCCCCCGAGUCGUUCGCCUUGAAGCUGUGCUCGGAGCUGGGUCUGGGCGGAGAGUUUGUCACCACCAUUGCCUACAGUAUCCGUGGUCAGCUCAGCUGGCACCAGAGGACGUACGCCUUCAGUGAGAACCCACUCCCCACGGUAGAGAUCGCUAUCCGCAAUACAGGAGAUGCAGACCAGUGGUGCCCCCUGCUCGAGACCCUCACAGAUGCUGAAAUGGAGAAGAAGAUUCGAGACCAGGACAGAAACACAAGGCGUAUGAGGAGACUGGCCAACACUGCUCCGUCCUGGUAAAAGAGACAUGAAGCUGCACUAGUCGACGUGUCCUCUGGAGUCUCUUGUUAUUCUUAAUCAAGUAAAUUCACAGAGAGUUACACACACACACACACACUCAUACACACACACACACUCAUACACACACACGCGCGCGCGCACAGGUCAUCAUGAAGCAUCUGGAUGUUCCUGUGAGCAUGAACACAGACGUGAUCAGUCUCCAUGAGCGUCUCACUGACUGAACACUGAAAACACACAUCCAGGCAUUCCUCAUCUUCAUCAUCUUCAUCAUCAUCACCAUGUUUCACUCUGCCUGUAGGACGUCAGUCGACUCACAUCUGACCUUAUAUCGCUGGUGUUAUAGUGUCUAUUACUGUUAUACACACACACACCAGGCAACCUUCACACUACACAACAAAACAAGAACAAUGACUGAGCUCAGUGAUUCUAUAUGAAUGAGUGUGUGAUGUGACACUGACCUGGACAGUGACUGUGAACCAUCACCACGACAACACUGACAACUGAAGUUUGAAUUCUUCCGACUGACAGAGUUCUGUCAUCUCCUCCUGUUCAUCACGGUCACAUGACUGAAUGAUGUGUGACUGAGCUUGUUUAGAUCCUGAUCUAAUGAACAUGUAGUGCUGCACCACUGGGUUUAUUAAUCAAUUAGUCGAUCAACAGAAAAAUGAUUGAAGUUUUGUCCCAGCUUCUCAGAUGAGACGAUUCGCUGUAAACCCAGUCUCUGUGGGUCUGUCAGACAGAACAAGACGUCACCAUGAGCUCUGAGAAGGUGUGAUGUACGGUGGCCCAGAGAGCUCAACACACUGCACCUUAAGAAAACACAUGAAAUCAGACAAAACACAAACAACUUCA